Poecilia latipinna (sailfin molly) is the source of this 1887-nucleotide messenger RNA. RefSeq lists its product as uncharacterized. The transcript has 16 exons. Lineage: Eukaryota; Metazoa; Chordata; Actinopteri; Cyprinodontiformes; Poeciliidae. The coding region runs from base 33 to 1805 and encodes 590 amino acids. Gene Ontology annotation, molecular function: protein-membrane adaptor activity. The record is from RefSeq and is a predicted model, not a curated record. Gene Ontology annotation, cellular component: nuclear envelope; meiotic nuclear membrane microtubule tethering complex.
UACGACUGUCCAACAAUUUGAGAAAGAACGUCAUGGCUCGUAGGAGUUCUCGCCUGGUGUCUGGUGGCUACUACCAUUCAGAUGAGGAAUCCGACUCCAGCAGUGUGACCAACAUAUCCUACAGAGAAAACCCUGUCAAGGUUUUCAAGAAGAAGUCCGGAGGUCGGAGGUCGGCUUCCCGCACCAGCAGCAACUGCAGUUCUGCCAGCCCAGAAACUCCGGUCCCUGAGCCAGGUCUGACGGCAGGGAGCGCUCCCACCCUAUCGCCCCUGAGGAGCGUCACCUUCGCCCCCACCGCGCCGACCCCUCGGCCGGCUCUGACUCCAUCACCUCCUCAGAACCACACGUCCAAGCAAUGCUACUCGAUGACCCCGGAGAGGAGCUCUUCUCCUGGCCACUGCGGCGCCGGGCUGCCGCCCAGAUCCAAAAUCAAGGAGCAGAGUCAAAGUGGCGUCGACAGCUCAGGGUACUCGUCUGCCGAGGGCCCCUACAGGAAGCCUUCACCUGCUCCCAGCACAACCAGAUCCCCGCCUGGCAAUAGUGGUGCAGCUCCCAGUCCAGGAUACAGGAGCAGGAUCAGUGGUGCCUUUUCUAAUCUAAUGAAUUCAGCCUCAGUGAUGGCUGCUCAUGCUCACAGAAAAGUGCUUCAUCUCACAUCUUCAGUCAGGGACCGGACGAAGAAGGCUCUCCUGCUGGUCCUCCUGCUCCUCAUCAUACUUCUGUGUAUUUGGUUGCUUCUUCCUUUUCUCACCUCUUUCGUCGUUCGCACACAACCCGAGAUUCGACCCAGCACCUUCCACACAACUGUGGUGGAUCCAGACGUCGUUUCUGCUGCUGUACAAGCAAAGAUGCAAGAUUUUCUGGUGGCACUUCAGCUGAAACAGGAACAGCUUCUCUGUCAGCUGAAGGAGAAACAUCAGCUGGACGUGGAUUUCCUGAAGGCGAAGAUCGAGGCGGACUCUGACAUCCGCCGCCUCCUGCAGCAGGAGGUUUCUGGUCUGGGGAAGCAGAUGGAAAAUCAUCAGAUGGACAGCCGCUCCACUGCCGCCAGCCUCAGCCUCAAGAUCCAAACUCUGGAGACCCAGAAUGCCAAGUUGUCCCAGGAGCUGUCCUCCAUGCAGGCGACGCCGCCUCCAGACUCCGCCCACAACCAGCUCACACCAGAGCUCCAGCUGGCCAUGGAGAAGUGGCUCAUUGACCGCAUCAAGGAACAGGAAACAAACAAGCUGGAGGUCAAAAUGGACUGCACAGGGUGUAGACGUCCAGAGGCGGACAAAAUGCCUGACUUUGCUCUCGAGACUCAAGGUGCCAGCAUCGUCAGCACGCGGUGUUCAGAGACGUAUCGCAUUCGCUCGGCGUGCAUCGUUCUCUUUGGUUUCCCUCUCUGGUAUCCGUCUGAGAGCCCGCGCACCGUCAUCCAGGGUUACCCGGUGCUGCUCCCUGGGAAGUGCUGGGCGUUCCACGGCGUCCAAGGUAGCCUGGUCAUCUCUCUGUCUCACCCCAUCAGAAUAAGUCAUGUGACUCUGGACCACCUGCCUCGCUACAACUCCCCCACCGGCCACAUCGACUCGGCACCGAAAGACUUUGAAGUCUACGGAUUGAAAAAUGACACAGAAGAAGGAACGCUGCUCGGGACGUUUUUUUAUGAUGAAGACGGAGAGUCAACUCAGACAUUUAAACUGCCUAACCCCAGUGACGAGGUGUAUCGGUUCGUGGAGCUGAGAGUUCUCUCUAACUGGGGUCACGUCGAAUACACGUGUCUUUACCGGUUCCGUGUCCACGGAAAGCUCGCCGCCCACGUUUGAGAAUCCCUCUGCAUCACGUGUUUAUAGACAUGAAAGUUCUCCCUUAUUGUCCGAUGAGUAAAGGACUCGUUUCUACUGAAAA